CGCUCGCCUGCAGAUGGCAGCACCACUUCCGCUCCUCCCAAAAAAGUCACAGCGGCGUCCGUCCGUCGCCAAGUGCAGUGCUGCCCCGCGCGAGCGCACUCCUGCGCUUCUUUCGCCGUGCGUCGUGCCGUCUCUCGUGUCAUGGACCGCACAGCCGUCGUCACUUGGUCCCGGUCGGCAGUAUGAUGCAAGUGCUCGCGGACCCUGGACACAUAAGCCCGUGCAACGCCAAGCAAGGUCAGCAGGAAAGCCCGGGCAACGGCCGAGCCGGCCCGUCGUAACAGCUGAGCUGCUGCACUCAUCACGAGGAGAUCCGUGCGUACCGUUGGUCCUGCCAAGCAUCCCGGAGGGAGGCAAAGGUCCCGCACCAACGGCCGGCGAGGGAUAACUAACUCCCUGGUUGGUGGCUGGACCGCUGGAUUUAGCUGCCGGCGCAGCACAGAAACGGUGGACAGGAACCAGGACUAAACAGUGUUGCUUCCGCCUUUCCGACUACCGGCCGGCAUCGCAAGUGCUUCGAGCUUCCGCUACCAAAGGCCAGCGUGGGAGAGCGGACCGUUCGGUGGCGUGAGCGUCCGAUUUAGCUCCCGGCGGGAUUUCGCCAACGCUUGAGGGAAGCCAGUGACUUGCCGGCCGCUGUUCCCCAUGUCGCCGCUCGGUGCGCCUCCUGGGACAUCGCGCGCCUGACCAAAGCGGCCCCUGUCGGAAGACAGUGGCAACAAGACACUCUGUGACUCUGGCUGAACCGCUCGUCAUGCAGUGGUACUCGCGCCAAGUGGCCAACCACCCGAGCCUGGUGAUCUUCGUGGUCUUCUCGCUGGCCACCACGGCCAUCGUGGCCUCGCUCACCCUCUGGGAGCUGCCCAGCUUCACGGACCCUCUCAGGGGCUUUGAGCCUCGAGGCACCGUGCUGGCCCAGCGCCUGGCAGCAUGGAAGAACCUGCAGGCAGCGUCCACCUGGGGUGGCAUGCUGUCCAUGUAUCCGGAGCCGCAGGACAUCACCAGGUGGCCGAAAAUCACGACGACGGUGCCGCCUGUCGGUGUUGUCUCUCUCACACCACCCUCGGUACUGCCCUCUGGUAACGGUGGAGAGCAGGGAACCCCAAUGAAUGAAAGUCAGCCAGAAGUCCCCCCAGCUGAUGAAGAGGAAGGGUCAUAUGGUCGGCUUGUUCAAAGUCCACCAACCUCCAAGGGUCGCAAACGCAAGAAAGACCCACAAGACGCGCGGUCAGAGCCGGGAAAGCCACGGCGAAAGCUUGGUCCCAUGUGGAAGCGUCGAGGGGAGGGCGCUCCUAGGAACCGUGAAAGGACACGCUACUUCUGCAGUGAUCCAUCUCGAAGCCACGGCCACGUGGUCUUUGGCCCAAAGGUUCCCGGAACAAACCUGUUCACCCUGGAGGCUCUACGCUCCAUCUGUCGGACUGACCUGGACGUGCUGCGACGCCCCGCCAGCCUGCGGUCCAUUUGCGAGCGGGUCAGCCCGCGCCGCUGCUGCACUUCCUGGUCCAUCCCGCACUUCGUCGCACUGCUCCACAACCGGUCUUCGUGCCUGGACAUCACGGCGACCGAUGUCCAGGAGGUUCUCAAAAGGCUGGAGGCCUGUGCGCCCCACUACCACAGCAUGAAGUUGAGCCACGACUGUGCCUCGGGGGCCCCGCUGUGCCGCGGAGUACCCGCCGAGUGCAUCGAGUACAACGCAGUGUACACCAUCCUCCACUAUUUGGCCGACGUCGACUUCCUCGCCCCGGUCGCGGGCCGGGGGGACGACGACGGCGACGAGUUGAUCGGUCACUGGGACGGCGGCAGCCAACGGAACGACUCGGCGUCUGGUCCGGGCAAGCUCGUCCACAAGCCACACCUGUCCUACACGAGUGUGUUCCUUCCUAUAGCCCAGAGUACCGCGGCUAUGCCCUACUUCAAGGACCUCGAGGAGUACGGCCAACUAGAGGAUGACGUAACUCAGGUUGUGGGCAUGGAACUGGGGCUGAAGCACGCCCUCUUCGACGAGUACCUGCUUCACGACACGGUGUACGUGGCCCUGGCAGGCGUGACGGUGCUGGCAGCCAUGUGGGCCUACACGCAGUCGUUCCUGGUGACGGCCGUCACGUGCCUGGCCGUCAUCUUCUCUCUGGGCACGGCCUACUUCCUCUACACCACAGUCUUCCGCAUCUCCUUCUUCCCCUUCAUGAACAUCCUCACCCUCACGAUCGCCAUAGGUAUUGGAGCAGAUGACGCCUUCAUAUACUGCAAGACGUGGGGGGCAGCCAAGGCGGAGAAAAACAGCGGCACGUUGGUCAAGCUGGUCCGGGACACGCUGCACCACGCCUGUCUCUCCAUGCUGGUCACCAGCGUCACUACAGCUGCUGCCUUUUUUGCCAGCUGUGUCAGCAGUAUCACAGCUGUUCGCUGCUUCGGCCUGUUUGCCGGCACGGCUGUGCUGGCGAGCUUCUUCUUCACGGUGACAUGGCUGCCUGCAGCGCUCAUCGUGGCUGAGAAGUGGUGCUCCUCAACAUGCUGCCUCUGUGUGCCGCCAUUCGGGGUGUACCUGCCACGGCUCAAGCGCUUCUGGUGUUGCUCCCCCGUCUGUGCCGCACUGUGGCGUCUCCAUCACAGCUUUGCUGAAGCGGCACGUGUCUUCUACGACAAACUCCUGCCGUGCAUCGUGAUUCGGCUGCGGUGGUUCUGGCUUUUAUCGCUGACCCUGGUGGCCGCUGGUGGGGCGGUGGCCAUCUUUGUCCACCCGCGCCUGCGUCUGCCCGAGUCGCCCGAGUUUCAAGUUCUGAGUGCCAGCCACCUGUUCGAGCGCUAUGACCUUGACCUGAAGGAGCGCUUCUGGUUCGAGAAGGCACGGAGCAGGGACCCGUUCCACCGACUGCCUAUACGCAUCAUCUGGGGUGUGCUUCCUGUGGACACUGGCGAUUACCUUGACCCUUCCAACAAAGGGGCAGUGGUGUUUGACCCUGAAUUCGACGUUGCGGACCCAGCCUCGCAAGAGUGGUUGCUAUCCUUCUGCAAGCGGCUGCGUGCGCAAAGCUUCCACCGUUCGGCACUCGGCGUCCUCUUCUCGGGCUGUUUUAUCGAGACAUUCAAGUCUUGGAUGGAGAGGCGGUGUGUCGACAGUUUCAAGCAGGCCGACCGCUUUCCCUGCUGCGAGUCUUCCCACUUCCCAUACCCGAGGGACGUCUUCAGCCUCUGCCUGCGGAGAGCCAUCGCAAGCUUGCACCAGUCUCCCGGCUACUAUUUUGUCCCCGGCAUGGCGGGACCGCGCUUCCUACGCAACGGCACAGUACGGGCAAUCGUGCUCGAGUACGACAGCGUCUACUCUUACUCCCACUCGCACCACGACAUGGACAACUUCUGGCACCGCGUUGAAAGCUGGAUUGAGCAGGAAAUGAAGUCUGCGCCACCGGGUCUUCGCAACGGGUGGUUCACCAGUGACCUCGAGUUCUACGACCUCCAGAGCAGCCUGGCAGAAGGCACGCUGGUCGCCAUGGGCGUCGCGGUGGGUGUGUCGUUUGUGGCCCUGCUGGUGACCACGCUGAACCUUCUCGUGAGCCUGUACGCCAUCGUCACGAUUGCGUGUGUCAUCUGCACGACGGUGGGAGCUCUGGUGCUCAUGGGUUGGCGGCUCAAUGUGCUGGAGAGUAUCACGGUGUCGGUGGCUAUUGGCCUGGCCGUUGACUACACGAUACACUACGGUGUGGCCUACCGCCUGUCAGCUCAGCAGGAUCGCGAGACCUCGGUGAUUCAGUCGCUGUCCCGCGUCGGCAGCCCCGUCACCAUGGCAGCCCUGACGAGCUUCCUGGCCGGCGCACUCAUGUUCCCCUCAUUCGUGCUCGCCUACCUGCAAGUGGGCACAUUCCUCAUGCUCAUCACAGUCGUCUCGUGGGUGUACGCCACGUUCUUCUUCCACUCGCUGCUUAGCGUCGCCGGACCACAGCGCGGUCAGCUGCAGCUCGACUACCCGAGCCUACACUGCUGCGAGAGUGCGUCACCAGCACCUGUUGACAAGACCGUGUACGCCCUCUCCGAGUCCACCCUGUCCACUUCGAGCGCCAGCUGCCCCGCCGCCAUCAUACACAGCGAGAGCCAUGAGCUCGAGCCGCUGACCCUCGCUGCCGCGCUCAACGGCGGCAGCGCGGUGAACCGCAUUGGCAACGGCAACAAAAAGAAGCAGAAGAAGGCAAGGCAGCGCUCGGGGAGCCUGUCCGCGGCAGCCGCAAGAACUCACGGCGCCCGCCGGAAAGUGAGCCUUCCAGUCGUGAGUGUGACAUAUCACGGCGACCCGAGUCCGCGCCACGUGUCGGGGGCCACCAGUUCAUCGACCAUCGUGUGCGGGGCCGACGAGGACAUUCACGAUGACCCCAUUGUGUGAGCCAGUGCUGAUGACACACUAUGCUUGCUGAGCAAACCACAGGGAAUGUUCCUGCAUUUCUAAAGGGAUCCUUCCAGUCGUUGAGGCGGGCAUCGGCAAGAUUAAGUGCCAAAACAAAGACCGCGAAGAGAGAUUUGUUGAAAGGCUCGUGCUACCUUAAUGCCAGGGGCUUGUUUUUCAGUACACUGUUUACUCAAGUGUGACAGCCAGCUAUAGUUUGAGAGCUGCAGUGUUACGUCAUGUAUUGGACGAUCGCAAAUGUGACAUUGUUUGCUUACGUGGUACAACGUGGAAGAGGCCGAGAUCUUUGACACCAUUGUGUGAAUGAACCAAACGGUGGCUAUCUUGUGCAAGGUGGAAAAGGCAGGAACCCCAAGAGUUGAUUUUCUUGAUGGCUAAUUCUAGCUUCAGAGUGAAGUGACACAGCCAAGAAGGGUCAUGCUCGCCACAAGGAGGCAGUGAAAACCGUGUUGAACGCCGUAAGCGCAAGGGUCAGCAGUUAAAGCUAAUAGCAUGGCACAUGGCAAACACAAGGGCAAAGCAGACUGCAACAACACAAGCGCUGUGUUGCGUCACUCAGCUUGGUGCUCGUGAUGAUGAUGAUGAUGAUGAUGAUGAUGAAUUUGGUGUUUUGUGGCACAAGAGCGAAGUAUGGUCAAAGAGCACCAGGCCACAUUUGGUGAGUUUAAAAUGUAGUAAUGAAUUACUGCAAUUGGCUGUGACAUGGCUGUAGAGGGGCCUAAAAAACAGUCAUUGUAAGGUCCGUGAAAUGUGUAUGUAAUAAUAUUAUGGAAAUGACCAAUGAGGUGUGCUAUAAACAAACGCAAAAGUCGCAAUAUUGCGAAGGGAUAUGAGAACACUCGUAUUUGCUUGUAUCACCGUGCUGUUGGCUUUAGCCUGCACUAACUUGCCAAGUUUUCUCUUCUUAGGUCAGUGGCCAAAAGAGCUCUUUGUUGCAGGACGUUGGGUGUGCAUUUGGGUUUGCGCAUAUGUACUUGCCCACUUAUUACAAACAAGAACACCUUAGAGGGCAGCGGACAGUGGAAACUCCUCAGGACCGAGCCCCAGGUCUCCGUUUUACUUUCGUCUUUGGGUUAACCAGCUGCAACAGAGGUGCUCAAAGUGUGACCACUUGACAUGUACAUAUUGACGGUUGACCACUUGACAUGUACAUAUUGCUCUUUGUUAUAAAGUCAGCAUGCAGCAGAUUGCAAAGAAACUUAGUAGUGACUGCCUUACUAAUGAUCAAAUAUUGUGGCUAUGCUUUUAAUUACAGUUUAAUGUGAUGGUGUAAAUAUGGAGGGAGCUAAUGAUUACCCAUAAUGUUAUAUGUGAAGUAGUGGCAACUGUCUGUGGUUUUCAUUUUGAGUGGAUGGGAGCGUUGCGGUCAAAUAUUGCAAAUGAGAAAAAUGUGUGUUUACUUUCAGCCAGUCACAAUGCAAAUGAACAAAAGGAAAAGAACAUGAGCAGCAAGCAUAUUCUGCACUUUUUUUUUUACUAAACUAAUGUGUUCGACACCAAAGCCACUCAUUAUAGCUGAAAGUUAGCUUAUUGUUGUCAGUAGCAUUUCAUUGACAUGAAGCUUCACUUGCACAUCAUGCACACAUCGCUAAAUGAGACAUGAAUGUUAAUGACACAUAACAUUGCAUGCACAAGGUUGUGUCAGGCACCUGCAAGCUAGAGAUGUCAGAUACAGUUUGUGAUUAUCAAGCUGUCGAAAGAAUCUUGCUUUGUUGAGUAGCAUUUGUUUGCAAUGUCUUUGUGAACAUUGCAAGUAAGAUCAACACUUUGUGAUCAAAGUACUGGCACAUGCUUUUGUAACUGGACCUAACUACCAUAUAGUCAAAAGAUGACCUUGCCUUGAAGCCCAACUAUGUGGCUACUUGGGAACUGCACGCUACACGCUUAUCUAUGCUGGUAGACUUUUGAAAAAAAUUUCAUGAAAUAAUGGUUCAGAUUUUUUCUAGAAACGUUAUACUGACGGACACAACGAAGCCUACAUUGGAGCAAUUUCUUGGAAGCUUUACAGCUUUGUAAAGCAUAAACACAUUUAAGCUCAUCUAAAAUAGUUUCCUCGACACGUUGUUUGACUAUAUAGUACUGGUAAUUUCAACAAUUUGAACUGAAACAUUGCUUAUCAGUGCUAAAGUAAAGUGACCUAUUUUAGGACCUACUGCAACAUUUACAAAUAUGUAAUGCUGCCAGUAUAUGAGACAACCGUUAGAAGAAUUUUUAUGAAUGUUAAAUGCCACUUGAAGACUAAGAGGUUAUUGAAGGAACUUGAACGUUAUGGUAACUAUUGAAAAGCAUGCAGUUUUCGGUGCAAUUUGUUUUGUGCCAUUCACCAGCAUUCAUGCCUUAUAAUUCCAGUGACAGAACUUAUGCUCAUUUGGCCUUUCACAUGAUGUGUGCAUGAUGUGUGGAUGCAUGGAAAUAGGUAUUAUGUAUUGUGUUGCCAUGGUUACUGAAGAUUCUGUUCACUUAAGUUGUAAUUUCGCAACGCGGUGUCGUGACUCUUUUGUGCCAUUAUUCGUCACGCCUGCCGUCACGUGGCUCAGUGUAAUGCGUGCAGUGGAGCUUUGUGUUUUGGCGCUGCUGCCAUGAAUGCCAGAUAUCUGAGACUUCAUGGCAAGACAUGUCACAUGUGUGCUUCCGAUGUCCACCAGUCUGCCGAGUUGUCACAUCACACGCUCGCGUCACCUGCUUGCGUGACAGGUGGCUGACAGACUGAGUUAACCAGCAUGCGUCUUCUCUUCUGUGUGUCUCUCCAAAGUGAGCAGCAGCACCUGAAAGUCACAACUUGUGUGGCAAAACUUGUGCAUACCUCCUCAAAGGUCGUCACAUAUGUGUCUGUCACACCUUGUAUAAUGCACCAAGUCUAGCACCACCGAGCAGUAGUUUGUUUCUGUACAUACAAUUCAGCAGAGAUCUAGAGUAGGCUAGUUUGGUACAUAAACACUGUAGAAGAGAUUUGUAUGGUACAGGUGUCAUUGGUAGCGUGUAGAAGCAAGAAAGAAAAACAAAACGUCAUGAGUGUCUGCAGCAGCUGAAGAUUCCUGUCAUGUUUUUCUCAUCUCUCCACGUUCUUAAUAUCAUCUGUUAGGCAGUUUUGAGGUUUCACUUAUUUUUUACAGUAAAAUAUGUAAGAUAUGCAUUUGUGUCAGACAAAGCCUUACAACACCUUUGUGUCAUCUGAUAUCUGGCUUUUGUUGACUUAAACCAUCUGCUCUGGAAAAGAACAUAUGGGUAAUGUUUUGUGCAGAUAUGUGAACCAGUUACCUCUAAUACCGGCUCCUGGUUUGUUAUGAGGUUCCAUUUAUUGAGAUCUACAAGGCUGUCUUUUUGAUAUGGCUAUACGUCAGCCAUCAUUUCCGCUGCUGACAGAACAUGUAACUUACUGUUGAAAUUAAAGCAGAUGGUUUUGCUAGAGUGAUAACUUCACAUAGUCCUGAACAAAAUUAUCAAAAUUGAGUCUCAGAUUCUUUGGGAGAGGCAUACAGUUCACGGCUAGGUUUGAACAAGCCAUAAGCUUGUAGUGCCUCUCCAAGCUGGCUAAAAUAUGUCUUGUGUUUCAAGAACUUGAUAUGGAGGACAUGCAUUGUUUUUCACUGUAUAGAGAAGCUCAAGAUUGUGCUUUGUGUGAGCGCUCAUUCUGUGAAGUGAAGUCAGUGGACUGUAUGAAUGCUAGGCAGUAAAGCUUGGCCGAUGUUUCAGGUGUCAUAAUGUUCCCAAGUAAUGGGAAACACUGUUAUUCAUGAUGUUCAUGUAAAUUUCACUGAGUUAAGUUUCUAGCACUUGUAGAACAUCAACGGUGCCAACCUUGUCAAAAAUACUUUUGUAAAUGACUUGUCGGAUGUACACAAAUGUAGGCCUUCACUAGCUUGAUGAGUAUAUUACAUUACAUUCAUUGUAAUUAACCUCGUCAAAAUGUUAGUAAUUGUCAGUCGAAAGAUUUAAAAAGAAUUAUUAAGGCAUGUCAAAUGGUGACAUGCAGAGUUGGUUUCCAGAGUGGUAGAUAUUUCUAUGUCUGUACAUACAUUUCAGGGGGCAUGCAAAGGUCAGCCAUGUGCAUGUUCAUAUUAACAAUCAUCAUCACCUGUACAAGGCGCACAUUAAACGUCAGUUCAUCCAGAAGACGUUCACUGAUGCCCGACUCUCAAUAAGUUGAAGCGCAACUCCUGCAAUUUUUUUUUACCAUGUUGAAGAAGUUGUUGCUUUACGUUUCUUUGUGCCCUUUGUCAUGUGUAAGAUAAUCCAGUCUGCAGAAUUUAAUUGUGCAAUUGUGCAAACAAUUGAAAACAAUUGUGCAAUUGUGCAAACCAAUUUAAGUGAUACUUGCACCACACGGGAACAAGUAAUGAGAUAAACAUGCACAUUGCCCUAAAAUUUUGCCUGGUUCCACAUGUACAUAGCGACGUUAAAACCUAAUGCCACUUGAGCAUACCAUGUUCUCAUGAAUCGUUCAGCCAUUGAAUGCAUGAUAUUGUCCCCAAGUUACCAGGCUGCACGUAAUAAACACGUCUGAAGUAAUCUGAAAUAAUGCUGCAUAAAGUAUGCCUGUUUUUUUAGCCGCAUUUAAUGAACUUCUGCCUGCUAAGUAACAUUUUCAAUGAUGCUAUGAUUGGCAAAGAAACUGCACUCACUGAAGCUGUCAUCAUCACAACAUUUAAGUGUCAAUAAAAAUGUGCACGUAGCAGCGACAUUGAUAUAGUACUAGCAUGAACAAAUCGAGGAAAUUAAAGAUUAAAUUUUGAUUCUUUCUGGCAGCAUUUGUUUCAUUACCAUCACUAGACCAUGGAAGCGUAAUAGAGAUUUAGUUCACACCUUACAUACAUAUAAAACAAAACAACUGCCGGAAUUGCUCUUUUAUACCGUGGGAUAGUUUGUGUAGAGAGCAUCUUUUGUGUGUGUGAAAUAAUGUGGUGCGAUUCAACAUGUACUGCCUCUGGCGAUAGAGUUAGUUCCACUCGGAAUGUAAUUUUAUUAUCGCUGCGGACUGCAUGUACGCUAUAUGGUGCUGUGCGCCGCGGUUGCUUGUAGCACCAUGAGAAAUGGUGCCAAUAUUUGCAGUUGUGUACGUUACUCAUUUCCUGCUGACAGCUGUCACGCGAGAGAUAUGUUGCAAGUCACAUUGUCUUGUCAUGUGCACACGCAUACUAUAUUGUGCUGUCAAAAGUUAGGUCUGUCAUUGACGUGAUUGUGAGCCAACCUGCUUAGCCGUACUGCAACUUUUAUUAGACACAAAUGGCAACAGUGACAUGUGCCAUGCUUGUAGUGCAAGAGUUUUAUUUUAGCAGGAACAGAAGUACGUUUUGGUGGUGUUGUGUGUUGAACUGCGCUUAGAAGCACGUGAAUUAUUUGUAGGACAUGGCUUAGAUGCCAUAGUUUCUUUUUUAUAAAUGUGACUGAAAGUGGUUAUUAUGCCAAGUUUCGUGAAAAUUACUUGUGCAUUACAUCAUGUUGCUCUCACUGUGGGCGUGCUAAUAGUAUGCCUAAGGUGCACUGAUGUGCCACUUUGUUAAUACACUUAACGCCAAUCGCACAGCAAGAAACCUUUUGGAGGAGAAACACGAAAUUUCCGCCAUGGCCAGAUAAUGGCAGAAGCUAUCUGGGCAGCCCGAAGGCUGUUGGACGCCUGUGCUGUCUGGUGGCUGAAAUUAUAGCGGUUACCAUGGUUACAGAGCACUAGUGCUGCCACCCUGCAUGCUGCAUCGCUAGGUGGCGCCACUUGAUGCCCUUACAGUUGCUGCGCACGCUCCGUAUGGUGGAGGCCAACUUACAUGACCUUGCGUGCUAAGCUGCGCUGCAAGCUUUCAGAGUCAGUGGACAUCAUUAAUUUAGGCUGCUAAUUGAUGAGGACAUGAUUGGGCUGAUAAUGAUGACUGUCCUCUUCAACUUUUUCUGCUUGUGACGCCAUCUGGUUGCUCGCCUGCGCUGGCGCACACGCAGUGACUGUAUCCUCUGCCCAAACGUUUCUUGCUGUGCGUUUCUUUUCCCACUGCAAGCGUUAUGUGCACCACAUGCACACACACAUGUAGAACCUGAAUCAAACUGUCUGCACUCAGUAUAUGCUCACUGUGUUAUGUGAUCAAUGCUCACCACCGUUCAUGCACAUAAUGUGCGCUUGAAGUUGUACAGCCAUGUUUCCUCUCAAAGAGAGUUCCCGUAAGACACGUAGCCGUAGAACAGAGGGCUUAGUGAGAGUUAGAUUGUAUCUACACAAGACGUUAUGGUGGUGAUACUGCGAGAGUACUUUUUCUCGUGCCAAUGAUAAGAGUGUUGUGACUGUUACGUUUUUUUUUUUGUUGUUGUUGUUUGUUUGUUCGUUUGUUUGUUACCAAAAACAAAGUGCUGUUGCCGUUAACCAUUGCUGCACUGCACACUGGUGUCGCUUCCUUUGACGUGUCAUGCACUCCAAGAUGGUCACCGAGAUGAAGACAUGCUAUAUAGUAUAACGCUUGUUUUUAGUGAUGCACACAAUUACUUGUUGUCUCUGAGUGGCUCUAUGACCUGUUUAUGUAUCGUGUGUGCUAGCUGUAGGAAAGUGAGGUACCGAAUGUGACCAUUCCAUCUUGCUUAACCUGGCAAAUUUGCAUUCAAAGGUGGUUUAAACUUUAAUCUCGACUUAUUAAGUAGUUUAAACUUUGAGGAGUAUGAUCUACUUCGUCUCUCAAUUACGCCUCUGAAGCUUUGUGGCGAGGGUAACGUGUUUAUUGUUACCAACUGUUGUCACGUCUCUCUCGUAAAAUUACGAUUGGUCGUACCUUUUCAUGGAACGCAGUUGACAAUUCCUUACCUGUCAAUAAGUGUGACAUUUUGAGUGAAGCACUUAUGGAGGACAAGCUGAACUCACUAGAAACACCUUUCACUAAGUAGCUUUAGACUUUACAGUUGUUGCAGAGAUGUCUGAAAUAUUGUGUGACACAAGAAAAUGGGUUUAACUUGAGACAUAGAAUCUAUUGGCACAUGCUUCUCAGCAAUGUUGUGGAGGUGGUCGGACCAUUAUGUCUGUAAAAAAUUGGGAAACCUAGACAAUAUUCCAGUGGCAGUAUGUUUCCUGUUUGCUUAAGCUGUAAAGAAUUUCAUGCCAAACAAUGAGCAGAUGUGAUGGCCAUGACUCCAAAGUUAUCAGUUGCUAUGAACGAGAUGUCAAGCAUAAAUGACUGCAAUGACGGUCACGUGCAAAAUGUUUUAGAGCUCAGUUCUUACACACCCGUUCCUGCGUAUUGCAUUGGCGCCAUCCUUUGGCCCAACAGAGCGAAUAAGCACAGUGAAGGAUCAAAGAGCGAACGAAGAGUGCAGCAGGGGAUAAAAGACAGUGAUGGCAAAUUGAGUGUGAGGAGGAAAGCAGAGGAGGAGGGUAUCGCAAACGUGUGAGAAGCGCAACGCCGUGCAAGACGGCCUCUGCCGUGAUGACCCUUACGACGUGGCAUCAGAGUAGCGCUGUAGUCUGUUCACCGAUGGCGUGCGGCCAGCGCAUCUGCUGAUACCAUAUAUGGAAACAAAGCGUUGCAUGAGCGGAGGUCUGUCUGCGGCGACUGCUGUGAGUCGCACCGACGCGUCACCCAAAUGCUGCCUCUCGCGAUCACCCGAUUAGCGAGGCAGUCGCGCCACACAUCGCUCCGUUUGCAACGUGCCGCACGAGACAGAUUGUUCGCGCCAGCCAAUAUAUCGCGAAAUGAAAACACGUAUGAAGCUGUGCUCAAAUUUCGCAUUAGGUAGUAUCGUAAUCUUCGGUGGAAUUUUUUGGCCGAAUUACUGUCCUGUUUCAAAUGGGAAAUGCUCAAGACUUCUUUGCUGUAGGGAACACAAUACCAUGGGAAUUUCAUGUUCUCAAGUUCUGCAGGAGGCAAAGCUGGAGCGUGCCCCUCUUGUCGGGUGUUUGAUUGGCACAACCAGUAUUUUGGAAACCUUGCCUGCCGGUUGUUGCUUCAACCUUUUGGCCAACAUGUAUUUGCCAUUAUGUAGUGCCCAUGAGCUGACAAUUAGAGUACAUUCACCAUGCAGAGUAAAGGAAAAAAGAAAGUCACCUGUACAUAUUUGACCUCUAAAAUGUCAGUUUGUCACAAAAGUGCAACGAUUACAUUUUAUUUUGCAGUGUCCAGUAGCAAUGCGUGUUACCCAUACAUCCUCUUAUUAGCUCUGCUUUCUUUCUCUAGUACUAUGAACAAGUAAUAUCAGCUUAUCGAAGUUUACUGCAGAACAAAGCCUCUCUCAGAGAUCUACAGAGAUGCCCCUGUCCUGUGCAUAGCUGCCAAACCCAUCCUGUGCCUGCAAGUUUUCUAACCUCACCACUGGAUAAUCUCACCACCCCUCUUCCUUGGACGCUGGUAGGCCUGAUAAUUCCACAAAUAGCCCCACUGUUGUAAAUUCCGCAGUUAAACAUAGGAAUUAUUACAAACGCAUUGUGUUUCAAGGUAGUGCAAAGCUUAUAUCUCAACUUGGUUGUUACUUAGUAACUCCUGACAGUUACUUACCCUGUGCUAGCUCUGACAUUUCUGCACUCUCCCCUUUGCCAGUUUUUUGACAGGACAAUGAUGCCAGCCGCAGGCAACGCAUAAUUUUGUCUGUGACAUUUGGCAUUGUAAUGAUGGUUGCAUACAUUAUUUUGAACCUUGCCUAUUGUCUGGCAAAAGCAUGUUAAGUUCUGGCUGAUGCACAAGUGAAAUUAGAAAAAAGAAAACAAAUAGAAAGCCCAGGAUUUGUUUAAAUAUUUAUCUUGACCAAGACUUGUAUUUUCGAAAAUUCUCCGUUGAUUUUUGUAACUUCAAUUGAGGAAUGGAGGGGCAAUUCAGAAAAAUAAGAAGCGACAGAAGGGAAUCGGACAGGAAGUACCAGAGAACUACCAUUGAUUUGCUCAUUGUUUGUCCGACAGUAGAGAGCUUUAGUGAGGUGUACUAGGCAUCGGUGAAUUUCCGAAAUACUGGAAGACCUAUCCAGGAAUGGCAGCACUGGCAGUGGCGCCAUCCUGUAGCACCCAAAUCAACUACAAACUGCACAAGCUAUUCUUGAGGUGCAUCACUGUCCCAUUCAAAGGAGAUGACAUGCAAAAUUUUGUUCUUGGCAAUUAGUUCACUGUUGGCACAUUUUCACUAGUGGAGGUGUGGAAUAGAUUUGAUCAAUGCAGUGAAGUUUCUGCAUACUUCCAUUAAAGGCACACUAAUAAGGAAUGUUAAGUGAUGUAGUGCCAGAUUCGAAAAGGACAAACAUGACAUUCACUUCUUCCACUAGUGAUGGACCCUCAUCCACCAGGUGAACGAAAAUUUCUAAAAAAUUACUUUACUAAUCCAAAGUGACAAAGUGUCACUCUUCAGUGCGUCCCUUUAAGUGCAGCGUCGCAAGAUGACGGUACCAACACUGCUGCUCAUGUCCGUGCUUACCAUUGUUCUGGUAUAUGUACAUACCAGAAGGUCUCCGCUGUGCCAAGACUAUGAAAUGGCUUGCAUGUACAGUCGCGGACAGAAUAAAAUGGACCACGGGAUCUCCGAAAACGUUCAAUUCCCGAGCAGCCUCUAGCAGUAACCAGUAAAACUGCCCACGACAACGUUGUUAGCAUAUUCUAGUCGAGGUCCAAAAUGCAAAUACCAGAUUGCGUUGUGAGGUUGCGGAGAUAUUCAGCUUUUUCUUAGAUUUCAUGGUCCAUAAUAUUCUGUCCGUGACUGUACAUCUUAGUACUAUCGAGCUCAGUACGAGCUACAAUGCACAAGUGCUUUGCCGCAUGCUUUCACCUUGUUGCUCAUGCUGAUCGCGAUAGAUGGCAGUUUUGUGUCAAAAUUUAUCAUUUGUGCUCCUCACAUACAAGCUCUCUCCAUCAUUGGCUGUUCCACCCAGCUCCCUGGUAGGGGGCCAUGUUCUGAUGAUAUGGACAGGCUGUCCAUUCCACACGUGGCUCUUGAGAUGCGAGUGAAGCAAUUUAUUUUGGUGCUACCUGGGGAAAGAAAAAAAAAAAGGAAACUGCUACUUGUCACCAAAGAUUAUUUUUGCCAACUCUCAGAGGGGCAAGUGGAGAGAAAAAAAAUUUGCCUUGGAAAAAAAAAAAGAAGAACUGCAGAUAUAUAUUGUACAUACCACUGCCUGCUCAGAGAGUUUGUGUCUUUUGAAGAAAACAAAUAAAGACAA
Dermacentor albipictus is the source of this 14494-nucleotide messenger RNA. Its product is annotated as protein dispatched homolog 1-like. Gene Ontology annotation, cellular component: membrane. Gene Ontology annotation, molecular function: transmembrane transporter activity. Lineage: Eukaryota; Metazoa; Arthropoda; Arachnida; Ixodida; Ixodidae. The record is from RefSeq and is a predicted model, not a curated record. Gene Ontology annotation, biological process: smoothened signaling pathway.